AUGGCGAGAGCUGAGGAGCGUCUUCAGCUACCUUCCCCUCCGAUUCGAAUAAUAAUCUCACCGGUAUAUACUCCUCCACCACCACCUUCCCCUCCAAAUUCAUUUAUCAUCGUACCACCAACAUACAGUCCUCCACCUCCACCUCCAUAUUUACCUCCACUUCCACCUCCACCUCCAUAUUUACUUCCACUUCCACCUUCAUCUUCCCUUCCACCUCCAGCUUCUGUGACGCAUUCUCGACAUUUUGCAAAGUUAUUCAUUUUAAUAGCUUUAGCAGUUGCAUUUGGGCUAUAUAGUGUUACAGUUGUCAUUUGGAUAUUGUACAAACUGUGUGGAUGGUGGUAUAGCUCUAGACAAAUGAAUGUAGAUUGGGAGACGCAACGUACUGCUUCAGUACAGAUGGUAUAG
Messenger RNA from Lathyrus oleraceus (garden pea), 408 nucleotides. RefSeq names its product extensin-like. The record is from RefSeq and is a predicted model, not a curated record. Bases 1 to 408 code for a protein of 135 amino acids. NCBI's taxonomy places the organism in Eukaryota, Viridiplantae, Streptophyta, Magnoliopsida, Fabales, Fabaceae. The transcript has a single exon.